ACGCACAGCUGGCAACGGUUUCACGCUAGUAUGCAAAAGACCACCUUGAGGAAACAUCUUCUGCAUGUACAGUAGGCCUGUGGAAAAACCAUACGCACAUAGGAUAUGAAGUAAAGAGGCCUUUUUAUUUAGAAGGGGGCAUGAAACCUGAUAAUUAAUGAAUCCAAUAUUGAACAUCAAGAUAUUAUAUAAUGUAUAUGUAGUAGCCUACAUAUAAUAUGUGGCACAUGAUAAGUGUAUCUUCUCUAAAUGUAGCCUAGGUCAUGCUUAUAUAAUAUUUACAGAGGUAAUGACACACACGGGACACAAACUACUUAAAGCACACACGAAGCAAGUGAAGCAUUUGGAUUAAAAAAAAAAAAAAAAACGUUUGGGCAUUGUUUUGUUACCAAACUUCAUAAAGCACCCUUUUGCAGGAAACUUGCCAGACACUUCGCCUUUUGCACCAAAUUAAAUACACAGUCAAUUGGUGUUACCCACUGUCACCUCCGUUUGCCUAAAGUUAGGCACCGUGAUUGGUCAGCAAGGCUUCUCAUUUGCAUAGGGCUGUGCGUAAAAGCCAAUUGUGUUAACAGUGUCUGAAUAUCCACAGAGAGCUGGUCAGUUCAACAGGACGCGUUGAGUCACGCAGUGUAGCACACUGUUUAGAUGGACUGUUAGCUGAUAAUUAAGCUCAUUUUUUAGACGUAGAAGUCAUGAACAAUAGAGUUAAAGAAACGAUGAUAGUGAGGGUCAGCUUUGUGCUUCUCUUGGCGCUUUGUGCUGUGGGUGGCACAACAACAAAGUACUACAGCUACGAGGAGGACGCCCCUGGCACUUUUAUUGGGAAUUUAUCUGAUGACUUGAAAAUCGACCGAGCCGAGGAUCCCAACACAAGUUUCCGCUUCAUGCAAGAGACAAACUCCACUUUGAUUCACAUGAGAGCGACUGACGGGCUUCUGACUGUGGGAGACCGCAUCGACCGGGAAAGCCUCUGCCAGCGCUCCCCCCGGUGUCUCGUCACUUUCGAUGUGGUGGUUUUCUUCAAAGAGAAGUUUCUUUUGAUACAUGUGGAAAUCCACGUUAGAGACAUAAACGACCACUCCCCUGAAUUUCAGAGAAACACAACGGACUUGGAAAUAUCAGAAAAUGUGUUAGUGGGGUCACGGUUUCCACUGGACGCGGCGGUCGACCCGGACGUCGGCAACAAUUACAUUCAAACUUACGAACUUUUGCACAACAGCCACUUUGGCAUCGAAGUGCGGAAUAGGGAGGAUGGCACCAAGUACCCUGAACUGAUUUUGAUUAAAGCGCUUGAUAGAGAAGUCGAGGAGAAUUACACACUUGAAGUAAUUGCGAGUGAUGGAGGCAGUCCUCCCAAAUCUGGGUCAAUGAGUGUUAAUGUCAAAGUUUUAGACUUUAACGACAAUAGCCCAGUAUUCGAGCACGACACACUCAAAGUUGAAUUCCCCGAAGACGCACCAGUCGGUUUUCUUCUCCUUAAAGUGCACGCAUCUGAUCCUGACCAGGGACUCAAUGGGGAAGUGCGGUACGACUUUGCUGAGGGGUCCCAGGAAGAGGUCAAAGGCACAUUUCAAAUCGACCCGAUUACUGGCGCAGUGACCCUGAAGUCGCCAGUCGAUUUCGAGACGAAGAGAUCCUACGAGCUGAAUAUUCAGGCGUAUGACAUGGGCCUCAACUCGAUUCCAUCGACCUGCAAAGUCGUGAUUGAAGUCUUGGACGUGAACGACAACCCACCCGAGAUCAACAUCAAACCGAUGACAUCGAUGAGUGACGGAGUGGCGUACAUAACAGAGGCUGCGGCAGUGGAGAGUUUCGUCGCUUUGAUCAGCACCUCGGACAGAGACUCGGGCGAAAACGGCUACGUGCGCGUGAGUUUGAAUGGGCACGAGCACUUCAAACUGCAACAGGCUUAUGGCAAUUCUCUUAUGGUUGUUACCACGACUACGCUGGACAGAGAAAAGAUCAACGAGUACAACCUGACAUUCGAGGCCGAAGAUAUGGGCUCUCCGCCUUUCAAAACUUUGAAGCAGUACACGGUCAGGGUAAGAGAUGAAAACGACAACCCGCCAACAUUCAGUAAAUCCGUAUACGAAAUAUCAGUGAUGGAGAACAAAGCUUCUGGUGCUUACAUUGCCACAGUGGUAGCCCGUGACCCCGAUGCCGGGGAGAACGGAAAAGUGACUUACAAACUCAUAGACGGCGAGACACCAGGGGGCGCGCCACUGUCCUCUUUUGUUUCAAUAGAUCCUCUCUCAGGGUCACUCCACACAGUCAGGGCUUUUAAUUACGAGUCUGUAAAGCAAAUUGACGUGCCGAUUGAAGCCACAGACAGCGGUUCACCUCAAAUGUCCAGCACAACUGUAGUCAGAAUCAAAGUUCUGGACCAAAACGACAACGCCCCUUUCAUCCUGUACCCGGUUCUGUUAAAUGACUCCGCUGAUGUUCCCCUUCCUUACAAUGCUCCAGCUGGCUACCUCGCUCUGAGGGUCAAGGCCAGAGACUCGGAUGAAGGCAUGAAUGGAGAGCUCACCUACAGGCUGGUUGAGGACAAACAACAACUCUUCUCCAUCAGCAAACUCGGCGGAGAGCUGGUUCUAAAAUAUGGCCUGUCGUUCACACUAGGAGAUGUCCUGGUGGUGAAGAUUGCCGUCACGGACAGCGGCAGGUCUCCGCUCUCCUGCAUCGCCACUGUCCGGUUUGAGGUCACGGACAUGGCCAUCAACGAGGAGCCGAUCCUGGUGCUGCUGCAGUCACACGAAGACUCGGAGGGCCCUGAGGCUGUGGACACCUCCCUGAUCAUCAUCAUCUUGCUUGGCGUCGGCUGUGCUCUUCUGCUGGUGGCCAUCGUGACUGUGGCCCUCUCCCGCAGGUGCGGCCAGCGAGACAGGUCUCCGGACUCAAAGAAGGGCUCCACCGGUGGACUCAUCAGAAGGAUGCCUCUCCCUGGCCACAGCAUCGACUCAGGAGAAUCCGACACCUACAUGUCCACCCAGAGCUCCACAGUCAAUGAACAGCUUUCCUCUGUCUCCACACAUGAUGACUCGUACGAUGAACAGCACAGCACAGACUCCAACAAUAGGGUGUUCAGACCUCUUCUCGGCAAGAGCCAUUUUGAAUCUGUGGCUGUUUGGCAGGGUGACAAAUUCACAUCACAAAUAAGCGGCAUCGGCUCCACUGAUCAGACGAGCGUGAAGGACAGUGGGAAAGGAGACAGCGACUCCAAUGAUAGCGACUCCGACAUCAGUGGAGAGGCUGCUCGCAAAGUGCCGUGCAAUAUUCAGCCACAGGCAAACAACUCCUUCUACACUGGGCCAGUGGAAAGACUCGGUCAGCCCUACGAGAUCCCGACCUACUCCUCCAGCAGCCUCAUGGCCAACGGUGGUUACACAAUAGCCUUCUCCCGUGCCUCUGCCUACGGCCCGAUGCACGUGGAUCCCCAGGCCCCAUACUGGAGAGAGCGUGGCUACCACACGAGGCUCCCGAAGGUGGCACUUCCUGGGCAGCGCCCGGCUCCCCUCUGCCACAGGACGGGCACCCUGCCCACCCAUUUAAGCCACCACCGGUAUGACUACCAUGCGCAGCUGGAUCAACAAUUCCCCUACACCCCACGGGAGCUGGCAGAGGUGGUGGUUCAGCCACAGACCUCCUUUUGAGGGGUAGACAGAAGGACGAUGGCUUGGCCUAUGGCCACCAGAGAGACUGAGAAUGAAUGCUUUUGUCUCUGCAAAUUUGACAGCAGUCUUGGAUAACGGCUAAGCUCUUUAAAGCUCCUGGUCCCAAAUCUUUUUUCUUCUUUUUCAUUCAAGCUUUGCUCGUUUCCUCUCUUCGAUGGCCAAUGGGAUGGAAAUGUUUGCUACAGUGGACAAAAUAAGACCGAUUGCUUUUGUAAAAAUCUAUCACACUGAAACUGGGCCAUGUAUUUGACCAUGUAAAUAUUCAAGUGUAUAUAUAGAAUCUGUAUAUAGUUAACAAUAUAUUUAUUUUCUUUUGGUGACAUUUGAAAAUGUAUAAUUUUGUUGGUGAUACAUUUUGUGGUCAAUAUUUGUAAUGUUUUGUACACAACCAAAAAUAUGUGAUUGACUCUACUAUUUUUUAGUAUAAAAUUAUUAUAAUAUCAUAGACAUCUGUCAGAUAACCAUAAUAUCGGUUUUCUUCAUCUGUGUGCAACGUGUCAUGAAUUACAGAUAAAUAAAGACCAAAGUACAGAAAAUAUGUGCAUGGUUGUGGUGUAUGGCCUUCAUGCGCAUUGAUCUUGGCCUACCUGCCCUGUUGACAAUGAACAAAACAGUGCAGGCAGGCACUGACAUCAAAAGUCACCUUACAGCAGAUGUAUGUGGCUAUAAGGGAUUUCAUAUUUACCUUUGCUUCAAGAGCAGAGCUUUCUAAGAAACACCCUAGGCAUUUUAACUCCUUAUCUUAAAUGGAUUAGGGUGAAGGUCAGCACAGGAUCCAGUUAGAGAUUGUCAGAGGUUGAGAAGGCAGUGUCAACAAAGUGCCAUCCAUC
Molecule: messenger RNA, 4507 nt
Organism: Clupea harengus (Atlantic herring)
Lineage: Eukaryota; Metazoa; Chordata; Actinopteri; Clupeiformes; Clupeidae
Product: protocadherin-8-like
Biological process (GO): homophilic cell-cell adhesion
Cellular component (GO): plasma membrane
Molecular function (GO): calcium ion binding
Source: RefSeq, a predicted model, not a curated record